UGAGUAAGAUGGAACUGUACUGUCACGACUGACAGAAGGUUACUACCAAGAUAGUCUUUGAUGCAGAAUAUACAAGGCAUGAGGUUACUUGAGGUAAUUGUGACAGUGACUUUAUUGAGAUUACUGAUCAAGAGUAUGAUGUUGAGCUUGAAAUUGAGUUGUUGGAGAGACGAUUGCUUGGGCUACUUGGAGUAGAAAAUAGUGAAGGGGAGGAAGAUAAAGAGGUAAAUGAAGAGGAAAAGGAGGUAAGAGAUCCACCUGACUCUGUUGUAACUAGUCUUGAUCCUCAACAAUCAGAAUGCAACUGACGUUUAUGUCAGAUAAAUAACCGGGAAAAUACCUCGAAUAAUUCUUGUACAUGACCUGAGUGAAGGAAUGAACAAACCCAAGAUCUUACUAAUCAGAUUACUCAGAAUCCCUUUUCCAGAAGAGAGCGACCUCAGCAGGACUUCUAAUCCUUUUCGUGUUUCUAAUAGAAAUCAGAGACCAAGAGAAGCAACUUCAAACGCUCUAGACCCCCAAAUAAGAGUAGCAAUUUUAAGAAGAGAGCCUCCGAGAAAUAGUCAAGAAAUUCGAGCAGAAGCGGAUCCUUUUCCUUCUAAUGAUUUCAUUAAUGACUUUAUCUCAAACAUGACAAGGAAUAGACACUUUAUACCUUCUGCCCUAGCUGCUCCUUUGGGAGGUUCUAUGAGCAUCCAGCAGAUUGGUCCGGAUGACCACAUCCAGAUCAAUUUCCGGAGGAGUUAUAUUAGUGAUUAUACAACUCUUAGGAGAUUGUUAUUCCCAAUGGACUUAAGGAUAGUUUUUGGAAAUAUAUUUUCUCGAUUGAACCAGUUCUCUAUCACUAACCAACAACAACCCCGAGUUCCAACUGAAGAAGCCGUGAAUGGACUGGAAAGGGUCACUAUAUCCGAAAGUCACCAGACUAAAAAUUCUGAGACUGGGAAAAAUGAAUAUCCAAAUUGUACUGUUUGACUUAACGAUAUGAAGAUCUCUGACGAAGCAAUUUACAUGCCAUGCAGGCACCUUUUUCAUAAAGACUGCCUUCUCCCUUGGCUCCAGAGCAAUUAUAAAUGCCCCACCUGUAGACAUGAGCUCCCUACAUCUUAAUAUAUCUUCCAAUUUGCCUAAAA
Moneuplotes crassus is the source of this 1133-nucleotide messenger RNA. The record is from the annotation of a GenBank genome assembly. NCBI's taxonomy places the organism in Eukaryota, Ciliophora, Spirotrichea, Euplotida, Euplotidae.